Messenger RNA from Cloeon dipterum, 2227 nucleotides. RefSeq names its product MAP kinase kinase 4 (gene Mkk4). The record is from RefSeq and is a predicted model, not a curated record. NCBI's taxonomy places the organism in Eukaryota, Metazoa, Arthropoda, Insecta, Ephemeroptera, Baetidae. Gene Ontology annotation, molecular function: JUN kinase kinase activity; ATP binding. The transcript has 9 exons. The coding region runs from base 252 to 1532 and encodes 426 amino acids. Gene Ontology annotation, biological process: MAPK cascade; protein phosphorylation.
GUCGGUGCUAGUGGGUGUGUCGACUUGACGUCACAGGGAGCUGCUAAUUUAUGUUCUUUUGGAGACAUCUGAUUGUAAAUCGCAACUCUGCAAGAUCCGGCACAGUGUUUUCGCAUGUUUUGUGGCCUGUGACAUCUCGAUGAGCCCUGUCAACCGUUUGCUACGUGGAGAACUGUUUCAGACAACCGAGAUCUCAAUCUUAAUCCCCAAAAUUUAACACUCGUCAGGGCAGAGUUCCAAAAACUUCCAAAAUGGCCGAUCACCAUGGAAAUUCGUCCAGCAACCACAUCAGUCAGGUUGACCGAGGCAGGUUGAGGUUAUCGUUCGACUUCCAAGCGAAUAGUGCUCCAGUCCAAAACAUCCAAAACGCAGCCCCAGUUGCAGUGAUUCCCCAGCAACCAAUCAUGGAAGGAAGGGCAACCUCAGCAGCUGCUGCUAGACCAAACCUUUCCCUAUUCAAGUCCCCUGAGGAGGGACGCGCUGUCAAAGCAAAGCAGAGAGCACGACCCUUUCAUCCGCCCGAUUAUGUACCUGAAAAGACUCGGGAGCGGUUUAGGAUUUGCCAGAGCAUUCAUUCGACGGGAACUCUGCAGCUCUCGCCUGAUCUAGUGUACGAUUUUACGUCGGACGAUCUCCUAGACAUGGGGGAAAUCGGCCGGGGUGCUUUCGGCACCGUUAAUAAAAUGGUGCACACAAAAAGCAACACGGUCAUGGCUGUCAAAAGAAUCCGCUCCACAGUCGACGAGAAAGACCAGAAGCAGCUGCUGAUGGAUUUGGACGUUGUCAUGAAAACCAGAUGUCCGUACAUAGUCCAGUUCUACGGUGCUUUAUUCAAAGAAGGUGACUGCUGGAUUUGCAUGGAACUGAUGGACGCAUCCCUCGACAAGUUUUACAAAUUUAUCUUUGAGAGGCUCAAUCAGCAAAUCCCAGAAGAAAUACUGGGCAAAAUUACUGUUGCUACUGUGAAUGCGCUCAAUUACUUGAAAGAAGAGCUGAAGAUCAUCCACCGUGAUGUCAAACCCAGCAACAUUCUGCUCGACAGAAGAGGGAACAUCAAGCUUUGCGACUUUGGAAUUUCAGGCCAGUUGGUUGAUUCCAUCGCCAGGACAAGGGAUGCUGGAUGCAGGCCGUAUAUGGCUCCGGAACGAAUUGACCCGCAGAGAGCUCGUGGAUAUGAUGUGCGAUCUGACGUGUGGUCAUUAGGAAUAACACUGAUGGAGGUGGCGACUGGCCGCUUCCCAUACCCCAAGUGGAACACGGUGUUUGAGCAAUUGCAACAAGUUGUCCAAGGCGACCCUCCAAAGUUGUCAGCCAAUGAAAAUGGAAAUUCCUUCUCGGACGAAUUUGUGUCCUUUGUUAAUACUUGUCUUAUUAAGGAUGAAACUCAAAGACCCAAAUACAAUAAACUCCUGGAGCAUCCCUUCCUGCGGCAGAGUGAUGCUUCUAACGUGGAUGUGGCUGUGUAUGUCAACGGAGUUAUUGAGAAAAUGGCCAACAACAUCCGGCCUUCCUUUGACGACCCCUCCUACUGAUUUCCUCCUCAAACCUCCACUUCUUGAGGAGAUGCACCAAUCUUAUUAUAGCGUUUACUGUUAAAUUAUGAAUUAUCUAUUUAAACAAAUUUAUUUCCCUUUUGCCUGUUAAAACAUGUAGGCGGAGAAAAUCUUGUACGCUAAUUCGCAGCAGCUAACAAAUUGUUUUGUCACUCUUUACCUUGUUAGAAGUUCUCCUAGAAGUGACAUUGACUAUGAUUGGAUCUUUUGAAAAAUCUAUUUUUGUUAUGUUUUGUUUUGUACGUUGAUAACCAAGCCUUAAAUCGCUUUCGCAGCUGCGAUUGCCAGUAACUGCUCACAAUGGAACACUAAUUCGAGUGUUACAAAAACGCUCUACAAUUAAAUUCAACCCUUAGUGAGAAGUUACUGGCAGUCGCCGCUGCCACAGCGAAAUGCUGAUGUAUGUUAAUCGAUCGCGCUCUUUCAAAACUGCAACUGGUAAGCAUAGGUGAUUUAAAAUCAAUGCUUCUGUUAGUUCCACAAGGUCUUGCAAUAAUGCAACAAGUAUAAAUUAGCAAGCGUGACAGGAUCAUGCUUGCCAGCAGGGACCUGAGUUAUUCUAAAGGCCGCCCAACUGGAAUGUACUUUGUCAGGGCACUGCCUGCUAUACAAUAAGAAUAAAAACAUCUUGUUUUGCGGAGGAAACAAUAAAUUGAAAAAUUGUAUAAAUAUAA